AUGGAUGAUUCAAGUUUGGAAAUUGGUAACGACUUGUACAAGCCACAGAAGCGUAUCCUUACAUUCCUAUUCCGCAACAAGUUUUACCCCAUACCUAAGGAUGAUUCUGAACGUAAAAUCUACCCAGAACAAUCAAGCAACAUCCUAUACCGUGUAUUCUUUUGGUGGGUCUCGCCACUAAUGACAAUUGGCUACACUAGAACUUUACAACCAGAUGAUUUAUGGAUCUUGACUGAAGACAUGAAGGUGGAACAUUUCUACAACUACUUUGUCACUUAUUUACAAGUCGAAACUGAACGGGCCCAUCUUGCUCAUAUUGCCAAUAAAUGCAAAGAACGGAAUGAAUCUGUUGAAGAUCUGUCCAAGUCUCGUGAAGAAGAUUUGCAGGAUUUUGUCUUGUCUCCCAUGAACAUUGCCACAGUUUUGUUUCUCACUUUUAAACGUCAAAUUUUGGUUGGUUUGAUUCUUGCCAUUUUUUCAUUAAGUGGAAUUGCUUGUUCUCCCUUGUUGACCAAAGAAUUGAUCAAAUUUGUUGAAAAGAGGAGUUUGGGGGUUCAUACAAACAUAGGCCAAGGUAUUGGUUAUUCUCUUGGUGUUGUUUUCAUGAUGUUAUUCAGUAAUUUGUUGUUUAACCAUUUCAUGUACAUUGGUCAACUGAUGGGUGCAUUGAUCAAAGCUUUACUAACGAAAGCAGUAUUGAAUAAGGCUUUUAAAUUCAAUGCUGAAUCGCGUCACAAGUUUCCUCAAAGUAAGUUGACCAGUAUUAUCACUACUGAUUUGUCACGAGUUGAGAUUGCUGUCAUGUUUCAACCUUUAUUGCUAUGUUUACCUAUCCCUAUUGCCAUUGCCAUUGUCAUCUUGGUGGUCAACAUUCGAGUUUCUGCCGUGAUUGGUAUUGUCAUCUUCAUCAUCUUCCUAGGUUUCAUUUCAAUUGGUGCCAAAAAGUUGUUUGCAUACAGAGAUGCAGUUAGUAAAAUCACCGACAAGAGAGUCAAUUUUAUGAAGGAGAUUUUAAACAACUUGAAAAUGAUUAAAUUUUACCUGUGGGAACAUCCAUACCAUGAAAAUGUUUGUAGAGUUCGUGGUGAAGAAGUUGAUAUGAUUUUGAAAAUUCAAACGUUGAGAAAUGUCAUCUUCUCCUUGGCCAUGACAUUAACUGGUAUUUGUUCAAUGAUUGCAUUUGUGAUAUUGUAUGCCAUUCAAGGAUCCACUAGUUCUCCGGCAAAGAUGUUUUCUUCAGUUUCAACAUUUGAAAUUUUGGGAUUGAUGGUUUUUUUUAUUCCACAAGCAUUGUCAACAACUGCUGAUAUGAUUAAUGGGUUUAAAAGAAUUGGAGCUGUAUUGUCGGCUGAUGAAGAAGAGCCUUAUGAGGGGUAUCGCGAGUUAAAUGAUGCAAGUGACAAGAGGGCCAUUGCAUUGAAAGAUGCUAGUUUUAGUUGGGAUGUGUUUGAUGAUGAGGAAGGGGAAGAGGAUGAGGCGGAUGGGGAUGGGGAUGGGGAUGAGGAGGAGGAGAUAGAAGAUAAAAAGGAUAAGAAGAAAGCCAAAAAGGAAAAGAAGAGAAAAGAGAAAGGAAAGGAUACCAAGAGCUCCUUUCCGUCCACCUCACUGAAUGACAUCGAGCUAAGCACAAUUCCUAAAACAUCUCCCAAUAGUAAAGCAAACAACAAAGGCGAACAAGAAGAAGCUACAUCUUUCCCCGGAUUAAAGAAUAUUGACUUGACAAUCCACAAAGGAGAAUUUAUUGUUAUUACCGGCUUGGUUGGUUCGGGGAAAUCAUCAUUACUCAGUGCCAUUGCCGGGUUCAUGUCGUGUGAUUCAGGUGAAGUCGACAUCAACGGCCCUUUGUUACUUUGUGGUGCUCCUUGGAUUCAAAAUAACACAAUUCGAGAAAAUAUUGUGUUUGGUAAACCAUUUGACCAAGAGUAUUAUGACAAGGUCAUAUAUGCUUGUGCUUUGAAUAUUGAUUUGGAUUCCUUGGAAGGUGGCGAUUAUACUGAAGUUGGAGAAAAGGGAAUCACUUUAUCUGGAGGUCAAAAGGCAAGAAUCAAUUUAGCACGUGCUGUUUAUGCCAACAAGGAGAUUAUUUUGAUGGAUGAUGUUUUGAGUGCAGUGGAUGCAAGAGUUGGGAAACAUAUCUUGAACAAUUGCUUUUUGGGUCUUUUGGGUUCCAAAACUAGAGUGUUGGCCACCCAUCAAUUGUCCUUGAUUGGACUGGCUGAUCGGAUUGUGUUUUUGAAUGGAGAUGGGUCAAUUGAUGUGGGCAAGAUGGAUGAAUUGAUUGCAAGAAAUAACGAUUUUAAUCAAUUGAUGAAGUUUAGCAAGCUUGAAGAUAUCGAGGAGGAGAACUUGGAUGUUGAAGUGGAAGAAAUUGUGGAUGAGAUUGAUUUGGGAAACAAGGAGCUGAAAGAUUCCGGUGAAAUUGUACUGGUAUUUCUGCAAAAUCAAUCUGGCAUUGAUACUUCUCAAGAAUUGACGAGAAGAAGGACACGGAUUUUUUCCAAGUCUGAUAGUGACAACAAUGACUCAAUGGAGGACAAUGAUGUUGAAUACAAGGAUUACAAUCACAACAAGGAUGCAACAAAAGGUAAAAUCAUCACCGAGGAAGAACGUGCUGUAAACAGUAUCAAGUUUGAUGUUUAUCACAAAUACUUGAAAUAUGGGGCUGGUAAAUUAACUCCUUGGGGGUUUUUUACCAUUUUUGCCGUGCUUUUAACACUUGCUACAUUUUGUGAUAUCUUCACAAAUACCUGGUUAUCGUUUUGGAUCGAACAGAAAUUUGAUGGUAAAUCAAAUGGAUUCUAUAUUGGAUUUUAUGUCAUGUUUAACGUCUUGUGGGUCAUCUUCCUUACUUAUACAUUUGUGUUUUUCAUUCAUGGAACUACGGUAUCUUCCAAACACUUGAAUUUGAUGGCCAUAAAGAGAAUCUUGCAUGCGCCAAUGAGUUUUAUGGAUACUACACCAAUGGGGAGAAUCUUGAAUCGUUUCACCAAAGAUACUGAUGCGUUGGAUAAUGAAAUUAGUGACAAUUUGCGUCUAUUCUUCACUGCCAUUGCCAAGAUGAUUGGUGUUUUCAUCUUGAUCAUUAUCUAUUUACCAUGGUUUGCUUGUGCUAUCCCCGGUAUCUUUGUGUUGUUUUUCUUGAUUGCCAACUUCUACCAAGCAUCGAAUCGAGAAGUUAAGAGAUUGGAGGCUAUAUUGCGAUCUUUUGUGUACAACAAUGUUAAUGAAGUGUUGAGUGGUAUGAAUACCAUCAAGGCGUACAAGGAUGAGUCAAGGUUUGCUGAUUUAGGAGAUUUGCUAUUGAAUAAAGCCAAUGAGGCUUCAUUUGUCGUUAAUGCUAAUCAGAAAUGGUUGGGUAUCCAAUUGGAUCUUCUUGCCGAGCUUAUUGUGUUGAUUGUGUCAUUGCUUUGUGUCAAUCGAGUGUUUUCAAUUAAUGCGGCAGCAGUUGGGUUAUUGAUGACUUAUACAUUGCAAGUUGCCAAUGAAUUGUUGAAUUUAGUGAGAACUUUUACUCUUGUUGAGAAUGAUAUGAAUUCAGCUGAGCGGAUAAUCCAUUAUGCCUUGAAAGUUGAACAAGAAGCGCCAUACAAGAUUGACUCGAGUCAGCCACCUCCAGAUUGGCCCCAAUAUGGAGCUGUUGAUUUCAAAAAUGUCAAUAUGAAGUAUCGGCCAGGAUUACCAUUGGUGUUGAAGGAUUUUUCACUCAAGAUUGCCCCCAUGGAAAAGAUUGGUAUUUGUGGUCGAACAGGAGCUGGGAAAUCGUCAAUCAUGACUGCGUUGUACCGGAUUUCUGAAUUGGAUAGUGGGUCAAUACGUAUUGAUGAUGUUGAUAUUGCUACUAUUGGGUUAAAGGAUUUACGUUCGCAUUUAUCGAUUAUUCCCCAAGAUCCAGUUUUGUUUAAUGGAACCAUUCGAUCUAAUUUGGACCCUUUUGGUGAACAGCCCGAUGAUGUGUUGUGGGAAUCGUUGCGCCGGUCUGGUAUUUUAACAACUGAAGAAGUUGCCAAGGCAAGGGCCAUCUCAAAGGAUAGUAUCACUGCUGCAUCUGGAGGCAAAGAGGGAUCAGAAGUUGAGCUGCAAGAAGUAGAGUUGCCCAAGUUUCAUUUAUACCAACCAGUUGAAGACGAAGGUGAGAAUUUCUCACUUGGUGAACGACAAUUGAUUUCAUUUGCACGAGCAUUGGUUCGAAAUGCCAAAAUCAUUAUUCUUGACGAAGCCACAUCCUCGGUGGACUACGGGACUGAUGACAAGAUCCAAACUACAAUUGCACAAGAGUUCAAGUCGUGUACGAUAUUGUGUAUUGCCCAUCGGUUGAAGACGAUUAUUAACUAUGACAAGAUUUUGGUGAUGGAUAAAGGAUCAGUUCGAGAAUUUGAUACGCCUUGGAAUUUGUUCAAUUCCAAUGGGUCUGUGUUUAGAGAAAUGUGCGAAAAGUCAAACAUUGUUGCCGAGGAUUUCAAAAGGAGGUGA
This is a messenger RNA of Lodderomyces theae, 4470 nucleotides long. RefSeq lists its product as uncharacterized. Gene Ontology annotation, cellular component: plasma membrane. Bases 1 to 4470 code for a protein of 1489 amino acids. The record is from RefSeq and is a predicted model, not a curated record. Gene Ontology annotation, molecular function: ATP hydrolysis activity; ATP binding; ABC-type xenobiotic transporter activity. The transcript has a single exon. Lineage: Eukaryota; Fungi; Ascomycota; Pichiomycetes; Serinales; Debaryomycetaceae. Gene Ontology annotation, biological process: transmembrane transport.